AUGUUUGGGACUGGUUCCCCCACUGUUUCCGACUCAGGAUCAGACGCUGUAAAGGAGGAGAAGAAAAGUAAAAAGCGCAAGCUCAGUAGCAGCAAGAAAAGCAAGAGCAAGAAUAAACAGGUCAAGAGAUCAACGAGUGAGGACGACGAGGACAAGAAAGUAAAGUCUUCGUUUAUUGACGACAUGGCGUCCGAGAGCGACGACGGAGAAGGGGGUGGCCCUGACUCGGACAACGAGGAAGACGAAGACGAUGAUGAGGGAGAAGACCGCAACGAGUACGAGAACGACGGCUUUGUCGUGGAUGACGAGGAUGAGAAUUCUGGCGGGGAAGACACGGCUCGCUACCGUCGACGCCGACGCAAGAAAGAGAAAAAACUCAAGCGUCUGAAACAAAAGGUAGAAGAAAUUGACGACGAGGAUCUUCUGCUCGUGCGUGAAAACAUGGGCAUGGACACAGGUCCAACACGAAGCGACAGCGAGGAUGAAGAAAUGGAACGCUCGUCCGGAAAAGUCAAGAGCGAGGAUGACUCUGGACUCAUGUCGCGCGAGUUGAGCUAUCGCAUGUUUGGUGACUCGGACGAGGAAGAAGAAAACUCGGCGCCGCAACGUGCGAACAAUUAUCUCGGCAACGAUGAGUACGAAAGCGAUGAUAUUGACGAGUUCAUCGUAGACGACGACGAAGAAGGACGCGAGGGUCCGCGCCGCCGGCGGAAACAGGAACCGAUUCCAUCAUCUAUGCAGGGGCCAUCGGUAUAUCAGAUGGGAGAAGCCGAGGAGCUGUUCGGCGACAUGGACGGAUUUUUGGAGGCUACGAGCGGUAAGAUUCCUGAGGAUACCCCUGUGAAAUCGAAGAAAGCUAUUUUGCUGGAGAAAUUCGAGCCUAGUGUGUUGAAAGAGCACAUGAUGACCUCAGACGUCAUUGCUGUUCGCGACAACGAUUUACCGGAGCGGUACCAGUACAUUUACAAAAAUCGCGAUUUCCCCGAUGCAGAAGAUCGCGCUGAGGAGUCUGAGUGGAUUAGCGACUUUGUUAUUAAAACCCUUGAGCGAAGGAAUCAACGCAAUUCUGCUGCGUCGCGCGGUGAAAUUGUGUCAGCAAUUGAUACCGUCUUGCGCUUCUAUCAUGACGAGAAGCUUGAGCCGGCGUUUGUCCAGCGUUACUGCAAGGAGUAUUGGAAAGUUGUGGGCCUACAUACGGAAAACUUGUACGAAAUUCUUGAUCUCGAUAUUAAAUGGGACAAGCUGGAGCGGAAGCGGAGAUCAUUUCAGAGUGGCAUUCAGCGCGAAGUCGACUCUUCCAAUGCAAAGGAGUCGGCAUUUGUGCGCAAAUGCUACGAACAACUAUUUAGCACACCUGAUGAAAAGACGUAUAAGGAUUUAUCAGAGUUUUUUGCUCUGGAUGCACAAGAAUCGAGUGCCCAGGACAAGGAAGGUACAGCGCACAAAUAUCGUCGCCCUGUCCGCCGUACAUUCUAUCAGAUCUGUAUAAAGGCUGGAUUGCGGUCGGUGUCUCUCGCUUUUACGAUGAAUGCCUCUGUGUUAGGCGGCAUAGUGGCUGGUGUGGAGCACGAAGACUCGAUGUGUGAUGUACCUACUCCAGAAGAGAGUCCUGGUGUUCUGGCCCAAAAAUAUACGACGAAGGAGUUCCCGACUGUGGAUGAUGUGAUGAAAGGUGCUCGCCACAUUGCCGCCAGUAAAGUUGCAGCGGAGCCCAACGUCCGAAAGCGUAUUCGCGAGCUGUAUCGUCAAAACGCUGUUUUGAACACGGAGGCAACUGCUAAAGGCCGCGAAGAAGUCGACGAGUUUCAUUACUGUCACGGUUUGCAAUACAUUGAAAAGAUGCCAGUUCUUGAAGUGUUUGAGGCAGGCGAUUUAUGGCUGAAGAUUGUUCGAGCUGAAAAGGAAGGACUGCUAACAAUCACGAUCAUCAAUGAGAAGGCCCAGGACUUGAUGGAUCCGCUUGAGCCAAUCUAUAUGCUGCCAAGCAACUCGGACGAGGAGUGGCAAAGCCAGCGUCACCUUGUUCUUCAGGAGGCGAUCAACAACUUUAUGAUAUCGUCGUUCGAAAACGAGCUGAAACGCGAGUUGACGGUGGCCUCUCGCGAUAUGGUCGUCAAAAUGUGCGGAAAUGCACUGCGGGAGCGGCUAUCUGUCCGUCCGUAUGAGCCGGCCGAUGGCGUAGAUCCUUAUAUUGUUUCAAUAUGGGUUGAGAGUACUAUGGACUCGAUUGCACACAUCGUGGCUCUCGACGUGAAUGGAGAGAUGGUUGACAAGACGGAGGGAUACUGCAAGCGAGAUGUAAAUAACAUUCAGAAGUUAUCUGCUACGUUACUGAAAUUUUUGACAGAGCACGCACAAACUCAUGUAGUGGUCAUUAACGUAUCGGCCGGAAUGAAGUGUAUGGACAUGGGUGGCGUGGUUGAUGAGGUUCGGCGCUUGUUGGGUCGAGAUGAUGCUUCGCGUUUUGGAAAUGGUGAUGGGCAUGAUUUCCUUGACAUUGUGUUCUUGAAAGAUGAUGUCCCAAACAUGUUUAGCCGGUCGAAACGUGCAGAUCAGGAAUUCCCUGAGGAAACAGAGUAUGUGCGUGCUGCGAUUGGUCUGGGGCGCUAUCUCAGAAAUCCUGCAUCGGAGCUCUGUGCGAUGUGGGGGAAUGUUGCGUUGAAUGAACCCAGUCGCGGCCGCGAACUACUGUUUUUGAACGUCCACAUGAUGCAGCACUCCCUCGUUAAGGAUCUUCUGCUGAAGGAAUACGAUCGUGUGUUUGUUCAAGUGAUUAACAAAUACGGCGUUGACAUUAACCUUUUAGCUAACCACAAGCACACGUCCUAUCAGCUGCAAUUCAUUUGUGGCUUGGGUCCUGUGAAGGCAGCAUCAGUACUGGAUAAAGUUCGGGCAAAAAACUAUGUCGAGCGACGGCAGGAAUUGCUGUCAAAAAGGUUGGUUGGCAAAAUUGUGUAUCGCAAUUUUGCUGGGUUUAUCCGAAUCCGUGAGCGUGACGCAUUGCGUGAAGCUCCACUGAAUCCGCUGGAUGACACGCGUAUCCACCCGGAAAGUUAUUACAUGGCGGUCAAAAUUUGUGGUGACGCGAACAAUAACUCGACAAUCGAUAUGUACGACCCAAACCACUAUUCCUACGCAGUGGAAGACACGAUGUACCAGUCAGCGUCUGCAAUUCGAAGCCGAAAUGCCCCGCCUAACACUCGACUCGGUGAUGUAGAGAUUCAAGAUGUAUUGUCGGAGCUGGAUCUGUCUGCAUACGCUGGCCGUCUAGAGCUGCAAAAGAAGGGCCCAAAGUUGCUGACACUUGAGUACAUUAAGCGAGAGCUGCGAUACCCAUAUUUCGACAAACGUGGAAAGUAUCAGGUACCGAAGGACGAAGACCUCUUCUUCCUGCUUAACGGUGAAACGCGAGACACAAUGCGGGUUGGAAUGGUCGUGCCUGCUACAUUGCUGCAUAUGUCAGGCGAUGAGUUUGUUCGCGUUCGAUUGCAGAGUGGUAUGCGCUCAAGUUUGCAUCGUGAGCGACUACCGGACUAUUUGAUAGAUGUGCGUCCUCAGGGAUUCCCGAAGGGGAUCACAGUUAAUGCCAAGAUCUUGGCAAUCAAGGCGGAUCGUGAAGGACGCUUCGAGCUACAACUUGGCUGCAAUCGACGCUCGCUAAUUGAUAUGUCAAUGUGCUUCUAUCCAGACCGAUUUCCGCGUUAUACAAAUGAGAAGCUAGUUGAGACCGAUAGUAUGGAGCGUGUUGACCGCUUACUGAACGAACCUCCUGUGGAGGAAGACAAAGCGACGUUUAGUGAAGCUACCUCUGGUUUCGGCAGCCAUCCAUCAAAGCGUAAGAAACGACAGAUUGCGCAUCCGUUGUUCCGCAACAUUAAUUGCCAGACAGCGAUGCAGUAUUUGCGAGAACAGUCUGUCGGAGAAGUAGUUAUUCGACCUAGUACGUUGGGCACUGACCAUCUUACGCUAACGUGGAAGAUGCUGGAUAGUGUGUACCGUCAUUUCGAUAUCCUAGAAAAAGAUAAACCAUCCGACGCCCGCAUUGGUCAGACGCUGAUUGUCAAGGAAGAAAAGUACGAGAACAUCGACGAGCUGAUUGCUCGUUUUGUGGAUCCCAUGAACGUUUUGGUGGAUGAUGUGGUACAUUACAAGUACUACAAGAGCGGCUUGAAGGAAAGUGUUGAGGAGGACUUGAUCAAACAGAAGAAGGAGCACCCAUCGCGCAUUCCUUACGCCCUUCACGUGUAUAGCAAGUUUCCAGGCUGUUUUUCAAUCACGUAUAUUGCUCGUGAAACGCCUCGCAGUUGCCACUUGGAGGUUAAGUCAGGCGGCUACCGAUUUUUCGGCCGCAUUGAGUCGUCCAUCCUGCCGACGUUGUCACAGGCGCUGCAGUUUUUCAAGAUGAAGGCGCUAGUUGCUCCAGCGUCGAAAACUUCUCGUCCUACUUCAUACCAACGCAACGGAAGUAGCAGUGGGCCGUUCGCGCAACGUUCCAGUGCGUCUUACUCAGGUAGCGGGAGUCGCCCACGUCAAAGCUCGCGUUGGGAUGAUCGCCGUGGCGGCGGUUCUAGUGAUCGUCGCUGGUAA
This is a messenger RNA of Peronospora farinosa, 4587 nucleotides long. NCBI's taxonomy places the organism in Eukaryota, Oomycota, Peronosporomycetes, Peronosporales, Peronosporaceae. The record is from the annotation of a GenBank genome assembly.